CUUUCUUUUAGUUCACAGUUGUGUCAUAUGAAAUAAAACCCUGAAACGCUAACAUGGGGAAGAAGCGAAUAAAGGGAAGACAAGUGCAGCCAGAUGAGUCAGUGGAAGUGCUAGACCCUGUAUGCAAACACCUGCGCAAAGGAUUGGAACAAGGUAACCUGAAAAAGGUGUUGCAGAAUGUGGACUGGAAUGCCUGCCAGGAUUGCCGUUCAUCGGAUAGUGAGACACGUGAGAAAUGUGAAGAGGAGGAGGAAGACAGGCCUUCAAUAUGGUUGUGUCUCAAAUGUGGCCACAGGGGCUGUGGCAGAGAUUCUAAAGAACAGCAUGCUUUAAAGCAUUAUGAAACGGCAAGAUCAGAGCCUCACUGUUUGGUUCUCAGUAUAGACAAUUGGAGUGUGUGGUGCUACCUGUGUGAUAAUGAGGUCCAGUACAACAGUUCCACUCAGUUGGGCCAACUUGUGGACUAUGUUAGAAAGCAAGCUCGUGUGAACAUCCAAACUCCAGCAUCCACAGAUGAACAGAACAAUCAGCUGGAAAAUAAGAAAAUAAAAGACCACAGGAAUGAGGAAGAGAGGGAGAAAAAAGAGAUAUUGAUGAAAGACGACAGCCUUCACUUAAACAGCAAUGCAGAAGUUACUGUAAAGGGUCUUUGUAACCUGGGAAAUACAUGCUUCUUUAAUGCUGUUCUGCAGAAUUUAUCACAGACACCAAUUCUGAGAGAGCUGCUGAAAGAGGUUAAAAUGGCUGAUUCAACGCUUACCAUUGAGCCUCCAGAAUUCUCAAUAAAGGAACCUCUGGUGGUUAAACUUGAUCAGCCAAGACCCCUGACACUGGCAAUGUGCCAGUUUCUAACAGAAAUGCAAGAGACUAAAAAAGGAACUGUAAGCCCCAAAGAACUGUUCUCUCAGAUCUGUAAAAAAGCAAUACGCUUUAAAGGAUAUCAGCAGCAGGACAGUCAAGAGCUGCUUCGCUAUUUACUAGAUGGAAUGCGAACCGAAGAAACUCAAAGGAUGCGUGCUGGUAUUUUUAAAGCACUGAAUAAUUCUGGUGACAAAGAAAAUGAAGAGCUAAAGAAGAAAAUCAAAGAGUAUGAUAAGAGAAAGGCACCACAUAGCUUUGUGGAUCGUAUUUUUGGAGGAGAAUUAACAAGUACCAUCAUGUGUGAAGAGUGUAGAACUGUUUCUUUAGUUCAUGAGUCAUUCCUUGAUUUGUCACUCCCGGUCUUAAAUGAUCAGAGUGAUAAGAAGAAAACAAAUGAUAAAAAUGUUAAAAAAGUACAGGAAAAGGAGAUGGAAGAUGAAGACAACAAUGUGGAAACUGACAGUUAUUUGAAAGAGAGAGAUGAGGCUCCUGGGACCAGUAAACACUUCCAGAAGAAGGCAAAGAAAAUGGCCAAAAAGCAAGCAAAGAAUCAGCGUCGACAGCAAAAACUUCAAGAAAAGGUGAUCCAUCUAACAGAUCCUUGUGUCACAGAACAAUCUGAAGUUUGUCAAGAUCGCAGUAAAGACACAGAAAGUAGUACUGAGGUUACUGACCUAAAACAAGAGGAAGAAUCUUUAAACCAAUGUGAAGAACACUAUGCAGAUGAACAAGUAAACAAUGGUGGGCAAGAGGUAACAAAAGAGGUACAAAACACAGAAAAAUGUAGUGAAAAUACAGAAUGUUGUAACAAAGAACACUGUGCACAUGAAAAAGAAAAUGAUGGUGGACAAGAGGUAACAAAAGAAAAAUGUAGUGAAAAUACAGAAUGUUGUGACCAAGAGGCAAACAGUGACUCUGUUACGGAUUUUCCCAUAAAAGAUCUGUUUUCUGUUGUGGAGUGUGUGAAUAAAUUUGAUCACCUGUCUCUCAGGGUAGAGGAGAUUUCUGAGGAAGAGGAAGAGAUUUCUGAGGAAGACAAGAUGGCUAAGGAAGACGAGGAGAUGCCUCACAUCUUUAACAAAUUAUCCUUGGAUGCGGAGUCUGAUAAUAUGGAUAUCACAUAUAAACUUGAUUCUGAUUCAAAAACCUAUGAAAUAGUAAAUGAGGACUCAGAAACAGCAUUUUGUACUUUAGCAAACAGGGAACUGAUGAGCACUGAAGAAGGUUCGGUCUGUCAUUGUUUGUAUCAGUUUACUCGUAAUGAAAAACUCUGUGAAAAUAAUAAACUUCUCUGUGAUGUAUGCACACGAAGACAACUCUGUGGACCAAAGAAUGCUGCAACAAAUGCCAAGAAACACAUAUACACUAAUGCCAAAAAACAAAUGCUUAUUUCUCUCGCUCCUCCAAUUUUAACACUUCAUUUAAAGAGAUUUCAACAGGCUCGGUAUAAUCUCCAAAAAGUGAACAAGCACAUCAGAUUUCCUGAAGUAAUGGAUUUGGCACCUUUCUGCUCAGUUAAGUGUAAGAAUGUUGUGGAGGGGUGUCAAAGAGUAUUGUAUGCUUUGUAUGGUGUUGUUGAACACAGCGGUACUAUGAGGUCUGGCCACUACACUGCGUACGUGAAGACAAGAGCUGCCAAUAACCAACUUUCCGAUCUUGUGCUCCAUGGCAAGAUUCAACAAACUUCAGAAAUGGAAGCCUGUGAAGGACAGUGGUUUCACGUUAGCGAUACCCAUGUGCAAGCAGUACCCGUGUCAAAAGUGCUGAAUGCACAAGCAUAUCUCCUAUUCUAUGAGCGACUACUAUAAAUGAGCCACUUGAUCCUUUUUCAGAAAACUAAAUUAAAUGAAACCCAGGGAAGUUGUAUCAAAACUAUAAUCACGUUCAGUCUGUUGAAUAUACCAUGUACAGCUGUUCCCAGUCACCUCCAUUUCAACAGAACAAAUUUA
Molecule: messenger RNA, 2810 nt
Organism: Euleptes europaea (tarantolino)
Lineage: Eukaryota; Metazoa; Chordata; Lepidosauria; Squamata; Sphaerodactylidae
Gene: USP16
Product: ubiquitin specific peptidase 16
Exons: 17
Coding region: 54-2669 (871 amino acids)
Biological process (GO): regulation of gene expression; regulation of cell cycle
Cellular component (GO): cytosol; nucleus
Molecular function (GO): cysteine-type endopeptidase activity; cysteine-type deubiquitinase activity; zinc ion binding
Source: RefSeq, a predicted model, not a curated record